This is a messenger RNA of Mixia osmundae IAM 14324, 2262 nucleotides long. RefSeq lists its product as uncharacterized. The transcript is spliced from 3 exons. The record is from RefSeq and is a predicted model, not a curated record. NCBI's taxonomy places the organism in Eukaryota, Fungi, Basidiomycota, Mixiomycetes, Mixiales, Mixiaceae. Gene Ontology annotation, molecular function: long-chain-alcohol oxidase activity; flavin adenine dinucleotide binding. Bases 1 to 2262 code for a protein of 753 amino acids.
AUGACGAGCUACUUGCCAGAGACGACGGACCCCACAAAAGUUGAAACGAACCGGCUAACGCCACUAGAGGUCGCUCAGCAAGUCAAGCCGCUCAAUGAUACCCAGCUCAAAGUGCUAGCAUGCAUUGCCGACACGGUCUUCGCUGCGCACAAUGAUGAAGAAGCCGCCUGGAUCACAGCGGCGAUGCCCGCGGAUGCUAAUGAUUUCCAACGGAAGAAUAUCACAAAGUUUGCAAAGGCAAAGUACUCGGACUCGCCGACUGCGCUCGACGAUCUCGUGAGGCAGAUGGUCGCUUCAGUCUCUGGACCCAAUAUCAAGGAUCUCGGCCUCAUGCUCAGCGCGCUCUCGACCCGAGUGGGUACUUUUGCCAUGUCCGGCAAAACCUCAGCAUUCUGUGAUCUAUCACAAGCCGACAGAGAGACUGUCAUCCGCGGCUGGGGCAAUUCGCCUAUCUUCCUCCUCCGAAAGGCAUAUGCCGCUUUCACUGCACUGACGCUCUUCGUGGUCUACAACGCUUUCGACACUGCGUCUGUCGGUAUUGGUUACCCUUUCAAUGGCGAUCCCAUGCGUCAAUCGACAGACGAACGCAUACAAAAGUCGUAUCCUUUCAAGUUUGAGCAAAUCUCAAAAGACUAUCAGACAUUUGACACCGAGAUUCUCAUCAUCGGGUCGGGCGCUGGCGGUGGUGUCGUAUCUGCGACGCUGUCAAAGGCAGGCUUGCAGGUCAUGGUCGUCGAGAAGGGCGUCUUCGUGCCUACCGAGAGCAUGAACGGUCGCGCGCUGGACGGCUACCGAAACUUAUACGAAGCCGAGGGCAUCAUGGUCACUGAUGAUGGCUCAAUGAACAUCCUCGCCGGUAGCACAUUCGGGGGAGGCACGACCGUCAACUGGUCAGCCUCACUGAAACCUCAGCACUACGUCAGAGAGGCCUGGGCGAGAAAGUAUGGACUUACCUACUUUGUUUCGAACGAAUUCCAGCAGUCGCUCGACUUUGUCUGCGAGCGUAUGGGUGUUGAUACCAAGCAGAUCAAGCACAACGCUGCCAACCAAAAGCUAAUCGACGGUGCAAAGAAAGUCGGCUACCAUGUGGAUGAGAUACCACAGAAUACCGGCGGCAAGGAGCACAGCUGUGGAUUCUGCGGUUUCGGCUGUCCGUAUGGCGAGAAGCAGGGCGGAACAGCGACGUGGCUCAGAGACGCAGCUGAGAACGGUGCCAAAUUCAUGCAAGGCGCUUCAGUCGAACGCAUCCUCUUCUGCCCUCCUGGAGCCCUCAUGCUGCCAGACGCACAGAACUACAAGGCGUUUUUCUACAACAAGACCAACACGAGAGCUGUGGGCGCUCUGUUGAAGUUCAAGGACGGCCGUCAUGCUAUCGUCAGGGCCCAUAAGUCUGUUGUUGUCUCUGGCGGGUCACUCAACAGCCCGGUCAUCCUGCAGAAGUCCGGCCUAACGAAUCGCAACAUCGGUCGCGGUCUCCACCUGCAUCCCUGCGGCUUCGUCACAGGCUAUUAUGACGAGAAGAUCGAGCCAUACAACGGUGCUAUCAUGACCACCGUCUCCAAUGUCGUCGAGAACGUCGAUGGCGAGCACUUUGGUGCCAAGAUCGAGAUUAUUGCUUCGUCUGCGGGCACAUACGGCGCUGCCGUCGUCGGCUGGAACGGCAGCAAAGAACACAAGCGUAACGCGCUCGAGUACCCCAACUCUGUCUGCAUGAUCAUUCUGUCACGCGAUCGCGAUGGCGGCAGAGUCUACACAGAUGCAGAGGGCAAGUGUCGCGUCGACUACACGAUCAGUCCUCACGAUGCAAAGUCGAUGCAUGCCGGUAUCAAGGCUGCCGUGCAGAUGCAGCUUGCAGCAGGCGCACGACGAAUUUCGACUUCGCAGCGGCUUGUGCCUGACUUCAUCGUCAAGAACACUCCUGCCAGCUUGAACGAUCCCGACUUUGUCGAGUGGUUUGCACAAGUCGAGAAGGCUGGCGUCAAGCCUAGCUGGAGCUCAAUUGGCAGCGCUCACCAAAUGGGCAGCAAUCCCAUGGGUACCAAGCCUACCAACGGUGCCGUCGACCCUCGCGGACGUCCUUGGUCUACGCAAGGUCUUUAUGUUGCCGACGCUUCCGUCUUCCGUGAGGCAUCCGGCGUCAACCCUAUGGUCACAACAAUGGGUGUAUCUCACUCCAUCGCCAAAUUUAUCAUUGCCGACUUGGCUCAGUCAGGCACACAGCCUGCCUUCCAAUUCAACGAAGCACCGCAACCACACUUGUAA